Molecule: messenger RNA, 408 nt
Organism: Acanthamoeba castellanii str. Neff
Lineage: Eukaryota; Discosea; Longamoebia; Acanthamoebidae
Exons: 1
Coding region: 1-408 (135 amino acids)
Source: RefSeq, a predicted model, not a curated record
AUGGCGCCGAAACGAGCACCGGGCGUUACGGAGAAUGUGAAGAUCAGACAGGCCGUGCUGAUAGACGAACUGCGCAAGCUCGAGUGGUCGCCCGCCCCGCACACCACCGCCACGGCCUCAUACCUCUCGGCCCCGCCGGCGACCAGCGCGCGCUGCUCGAAACCGCCGUUGACGCCCCACCACGCCCAGCAGCGCCGAUGGCACAGCAACCCUGCGGAGCAGCAGGAGCGACAACCACCCAGACGGGCGCCAUGCGUAGUCAGCCCGGCAGUCGGCCGCACGAGCUACGUGGAGGAGGAGGAGGAGGACAAGAAGCGGAAGCUGCGACCAGUCGAGGCCCUUAGGGUGGUGCUCGGCCUGCGGCCACGACGGAAGAGCUUUCAGAAGUGCCUUGCUCAACAACUCUAG